This is a messenger RNA of Budorcas taxicolor (takin), 1170 nucleotides long. RefSeq names its product NHERF family PDZ scaffold protein 2 (gene NHERF2). Gene Ontology annotation, cellular component: apical plasma membrane. Gene Ontology annotation, biological process: protein localization to plasma membrane. Bases 30 to 1043 code for a protein of 337 amino acids. Gene Ontology annotation, molecular function: signaling receptor binding; protein-membrane adaptor activity. The transcript is spliced from 7 exons. The record is from RefSeq and is a predicted model, not a curated record. NCBI's taxonomy places the organism in Eukaryota, Metazoa, Chordata, Mammalia, Artiodactyla, Bovidae.
CCUUGGCCAGCCGGUGGGCAGCGGGCGCCAUGGCCGCACCAGAGCCCCUGCGGCCGCGCCUGUGCCGCCUGGUGCGCGGCGAGCACGGCUACGGCUUCCACCUGCACGGGGAGAAGGGCCGCCGCGGGCAGUUCAUCCGGCGCGUGGAGCCCGGUUCCCCCGCCGAGGCGGCCGCGCUGCGCGCCGGAGACCGGCUGGUCGAGGUCAACGGCGUCAACGUGGAGGGCGAGACGCACCACCAGGUGGUGCAGAGGAUCAAGGCCGUGGAGGGGCAGACGCGCCUGCUGGUGGUGGACAAGGAGACAGACGAGGAGCUCCACCGGCGGCAGCUGACCUGCACCGAGGAGAUGGCCCGGCGAGGGCUGCCGCCAGCCCAUGACCCCUGGGAGCCGGAGCCAGACUGGGCACGAGCGGGCAGCCUCAGCUCCGAGGCCACCCAGGAGGAUGCCAACGGGCCCCUGAGGGAGCUGCGCCCAAGGCUCUGCCACCUACGGAAGGGCCCCCAGGGCUACGGGUUUAACCUACACAGCGACAAGUCCCGGCCCGGACAGUACAUCCGCUCAGUGGACCCCGGCUCCCCUGCUGCCCACUCUGGUCUCCGUGCCCAGGACCGACUCAUAGAGGUGAACGGGCAGAAUGUGGAGGGGCUGCGCCAUGCAGAGGUGGUGGCUAGCAUCAAGGCGCGGGAGGACGAGGCCCAGCUGCUGGUGGUGGACCCCGAGACGGAUGAACACUUCAAGCGGCUGCGGGUCACACCCACCGAGGAGCAUGUGGAAGGUCCACUGCCAUCGCCGGUCACUAACGGGACCAGCUCGGCCCAGCUCAAUGGUGGCUCCGUGUGCUCGUCCCGAAGUGACCUGCCCGGCUUAGACAAGGACACUGAGGAUGGCAGCACGUGGAAGCGAGACCCUUUUCAGGAGAGCGGCCUUCACCUGAGCCCCACAGCAGCUGAGGCCAAGGAGAAGGCGAGAGCCACCAGGGUCAACAAGCGGGCACCACAGAUGGACUGGAACCGGAAGCGCGAGAUCUUCAGCAACUUCUGAGCCCCCUGCCUGCUCCCCACCGGCUCUUCCCCACGGGCCUGGGCCUCGCCCUUCGGACUGCCCACAGCUCCCCACACCCCGGUGGACUGGAGGGGGCAUCCUUACCCCUAAGCUGGGGUGGUCCCAC